AUGAAGUUCACUGGAAUUGCUGCUUCUCUUGCCCUCGCUGGCACUGUCUCUGCCGCUGCUAUCCCGGUUGUGGAUACUACCGUUCAGUCUACGCUUAGCCAGCUGACCGGCGUUCUCGGAAAAGUCGACAAUGUUGUCGGUGGUCUUGUUGGCUGCGCUAGCACCGACCUCACUGGUCUGAAAGACGAACUUUCCACCAUUGAAGGCAAGCUGACCCAGCUGCUUCCCUCCAACAAGCGUGACCUUACUGGUACUGUCGGUGGCGUUGCUACACCUGUGGUCGGAAUCGCCGGUGAUGCCGCUGGCACCGUUGGGGGUGUUACCGGCGGUGCUGUUAACACUGUUGGACACGUCGUUGAUGGAGCCGUCAACACUGUCGAAGGUGUUGCUUCGCCCGUUGUCAAGACAGCCGGUGCUGCUGUCAACUCUGUCGCCUCCCCUGUCGUCAACGUGGCUGGCGGAGCCGUCGGCACUGUCAAGGGAGCAGCCAGCGGCGUUGUCUCUGCUGACGUCAACCUGAAGCGCGACAUCACCGACCUUUCUGGUCUUUCUGAGACUCUUGUCGCCAAGAUCCAGAGCGGUGACCUGACCGCCGGCGCCCUUGAGAACAUCCUGGGCCUCCUCAGCCAGAACGGUGGUCUCGCCAACCUUCAGUCUGUCCUUCCCCUUCUGUAA
Messenger RNA from Aspergillus welwitschiae, 675 nucleotides. RefSeq lists its product as uncharacterized. The transcript is spliced from 5 exons. NCBI's taxonomy places the organism in Eukaryota, Fungi, Ascomycota, Eurotiomycetes, Eurotiales, Aspergillaceae. The coding region runs from base 1 to 675 and encodes 224 amino acids. The record is from RefSeq and is a predicted model, not a curated record.